Molecule: messenger RNA, 4814 nt
Organism: Cygnus olor (mute swan)
Lineage: Eukaryota; Metazoa; Chordata; Aves; Anseriformes; Anatidae
Gene: IGSF9
Product: immunoglobulin superfamily member 9
Biological process (GO): cell-cell adhesion
Molecular function (GO): protein binding
Source: RefSeq, a predicted model, not a curated record
UGGCGGCGGCGCGGGGCGGGGAGCGGAGCCGCGGGGCCCGGGGCGGGCAUGAGGAGCCCCCAGCGCCCCCCGGCCGGGGCCAGAGCGCCGCGGGCAGCCCGGCCGAGCCCUCCCGAGCUGCGGCCCUGACCCCCCGGGGGACCCCCGGUGGUAGCCGGUAACCGGUCGCCGGUGCCCGGUGACCCUCCCGCCCGCCGCUCGGCGGCCGCCUGUCCCCGCCGCCACCGGGAGCCGCGGGCCGGGGAGCUGGGCUAUGCGGUGGUGGCUACGCGCGGCCUUCCUCAGCCUGCUCGCCGGCACCGGGGCCGAGGGCAGCGGGCCGAGCGGGGCCGUGGUGGGCCGCGUCGGGGACAGCGCCGUGCUGGGCUGCGACCUGCUGGGCACCCGCCAGAGCCGGCCGCCGCUCUACGUCAUCGAGUGGGUGCGCGUCGGCUUCGUCCUCCCCAUCUUCAUCAAGUUCGGCCUCUACUCGCCACGCGUCGACCCCGAGUACCUCGGUCGCGUGCGGAUCGAGGAAGGCGCCUCGCUGCGCAUCGACCUGCUGCGCGCCGAGGACCAAGGCUGGUACGAGUGCCGCGUGCUCUUCCUCGACCGGCCCAGCGCCGACGCCGACUUCCAGAACGGCACCUGGAUCCACCUCACCGUCAACGCACCCCCCACCUUCCUGGAGACCCCCCCAGCCUUCGUGGAGGUGCGGGACCGGGAGGCGCUGAGCCUCACCUGCACGGCCGUCGGCAACCCCCAGCCCGUCGUCAUCUGGAAGCGGAGCGACCUGGCCGUGCAGAGCGGGGACGCGGUGCAGGUGAGGAACGGGACGCUGAGCAUCGCCGUGGUGGAGCGCGCCAGCGCGGGCACCUACACGUGCCACGCUUCCAGCAAGGAGGGCACCAUCACCCACACCACCCGCGUGCUCGUGCAGGGGCCGCCCGUCAUCGUGGUGCCGCCGCAGAACGUCACCGUUAACAUCUCUCAAGAUGCCUUUCUGGCGUGCCAGGCCGAGGCGUACCCGGGGAACCUCACCUACACCUGGUUCCAGGGCAGCAGCAACGUCUUCCACCUCAGCCACCUCCAGGCCCGGGUCCGCAUCCUGGUGGAUGGGAGCCUCCUGCUGCAGCGAGCCACCCCGGACGACGCCGGCAAAUACACCUGCGUCGCCAGCAACGGGCUCUGGAAGCCGCCUUCGGCCUCGGCCUUCGUCACCGUGCUGUAUCCGGCGCAGGUGACCACCAUGCUCCCGGAGACCCAUUUGCCCAAGGGGAUGCGGGGCGUGAUCCGGUGCCCCACCAGGGCCAACCCCCCGCUGCUCUCCGUCAGCUGGACGCGGGACGGGCGCCCGCUGGAGCUGGGCAAGCUCCCCGGCUGGUCGGCGCGACCCGACGGCUCCAUCGUCAUCGCCACGGGGAACGACGACGCGCUGGGGGUGUACACGUGCACCCCCUACAACAGCUACGGCACCGCCGGUGCCUCCCGGCCCACCCGCGUCCUGCUCAAGACCCCCCCCGCCUUCACCGUGCGCCCCAAGGAGGAAUACUUCCAGGAAGUGGGCCGGGAGCUGGUCAUCCCCUGCUCGGCCCACGGGGACCCCCCACCCACCAUCACCUGGGGGAAGGUGGGCAGCGCAGGGCAGGGCGGUGCCCAGGUGGACGGGAACGGCAGCCUCGUCUUCCGCCCCCUCGUCAAGGAGCAGCACGGGCGCUGGGAGUGCACGGCCACCAACCCGGUGGCCAGCGUCAGCACCGCCACCUCCGUCCACGUGCUGGGGACCAGUCCCCACGCCGUCACCAACGUCUCCGUGCUGCCGCUGCUGCUGGCGGCCAACAUCUCCUGGGAGCCGGGCUUUGACGGGGGCUACUUCCAGAGGUUCAGCGUCUGGUACACGCCGCUGGCGAAGCACCCGCCCCGCGCCCACCACGACUGGGUGUCGCUCUCGGUGCCGGCGGGGGCUCAGCACCUCUUGGUGGAGAACCUGCAGCCGGACACGAGCUACCAGUUCAGCGUCCUGGCCCAGAACAAGCUGGGCAGCGGCCCCUUCAGCCAGAUCGUCACCUCCGUGCCCAGGGGCUUCCCAGUGACCACAGUGCCUCCGGAGCCGCCGGCCAUGACCGUGCACGUCUUCCUGUCCCCGCCGCAGGCCCUGACCGCCAACGAGACGUCGCGCGGGGUCCUGCUGCGCUGGGAGCCCCCGGCCCAGCUCUCGGUGGCGCUGAGCGGCUACGCCCUGGAGCUGCGGCAGGACAAGGGCGGCUGGGAGGUGCUGGAGCGCUCCAUCCCCGGCACGGAGAGCCAGGUGCUGGUGCCAGGGCUCAUCAAGGACGCCUUCUAUGAGUUCCGACUGGUGGCCUUCGCUGGCAGCUACAUCAGCGACCCCAGCAACACGGUGAACGUCUCCACGGCAGGCAUGGAGGUGUACCCGUCCCGCACCCAGCUCCCCGAGCUGCUCCCGCAGCCGGUGCUGGCCGGGGUCAUCGGCGGGAUCUGCUUCCUCAGCGUGGCCGUCAUCUUCAGCACCGUGGCCGCCUGCAUCAUGAACCGCCGGCGCGCCGCGCGCAUCCAGAAGCGAAGGCAAGAUCCACCGCUCGUCUUCUCCCCCAGCCAGAAGCUCCCUGCUCCGCACCCUUCUCACGGCGCUGGUAGCCCGGCCGGCGCGGCCAAGCUGAAGCUGCAGCCGUCCCCCUGCCCCAGCCUGCGCCGGGCGCUGCUGUGGGGCGAAAAAGCCGGCACCAGCCUGGGGCUCAGCAUCGCGGGGGCCGGAUCCGGCUACACCGUCUACGAGAGCCACGUCGGGGAGCACGUCCCCCUGGAGCGCAUCCGCCGCGGCCCCGACGGCCGCUUCGUGGUGGAGACCGCCGAGACGGAGAGCGGCUUCACCCCCCCGCCCCGGGACCCCCCCACACACAGGGGACCCCAACCGGAGGAGGAGAAGGAGCCCGUUUGGCGCCAGGGGGUGGCGUUACGGCCCCGGCCCCCCGGGAACCCCCCAGCACCGUCUGGCCGCCGCCGGGGCCGCUAUUUCGGCUACGGCAGCAGCAGCCCCGUGGCCGAAGCGGCCGCCCUGUGCAUCGUCGAUGUCAGCCCCGUGGCCUCCGCCGCCACUCUGCCUUACAGCCCUGGCCCCCCUAGCGCCCGCUGGGACUCGCUGCCCCUCCAGGGCCCCCCCCCGGACUCCCCCCCGGCCACCACCGCCAGCCCCCAGCGUGCCGUGGCCCCCCCAGCCCAGAGCGGCAUCCUGCAGUACCUGAGCCUGCCCUUCUUUAAGGAGAUGUGCGUGGACGGCGACUGGCCCCCCCCCGAGGAACCGCCGCAGCCCCCCGCUACCCCCCAGCACCCCGUGGGGGGGCCGGACUGCACGGACCCAUGUGCCAAGGCUGCGGCCCCCCCCGCCACCACCCUCCUCCAGACCCCCAAGCUGCCGCUGGGCCCUGCCAAGGCCUCUCUGCCUGGCCCCCCCGCCUGGCUGGCCCCCCCGGAGCCGACCCACCGUGGCCCCCCCUGCAGCAGGACUGAAGCCGGGGACGUGGCCCCCCCGGAGAAGUUGCCGCGGGGCAGCUUGACCAGCCAGAGCAGCGGCCGGGGCAGCGCUUCCUUCCUGCGCCCCCCCUCCCUGGCACCGUCCCUGGGGGGGCCCGGCCCCGGUACCCCCCCGGGGGUUGGGGGCAGCUGGCAGGAGGGCAAGGUGAGCACGGAGCCGGCCCUGAGCAGUGCUGGAAAGAGGAGGGACACCUCGGUGGACGAGAGCUACGAGUGGGACGCCGAGGUGGCGUUGGCGUCCGACCUCCUGGCGGCCCUGCAGCUGUACCGUGCCGGAGCCCCCCCCCGGCCCCUCUCCACCAUCGCCCUCCGGGACCUCGAGCGGCAGCAGCAGGCCGUCGGCAUGGCGAACCGGGGACCGUCGUACGGGCUGAGCCGGGAGGUGCAGCAGAAAAUCGACCGGCAGUACGACCCCGAGCUGGAGCAGGUGCUGGUGCGCUGGAUGGUGGGGCAGUGCGGCGGCGACGUCCCGCAGCCCGCGCCCGGCCGCGACGGCUUCCAGCAGUGGCUCAAGGACGGCACCGUGCUGUGCCGGCUCAUCAACAGCCUGUACCCGCGGGGCCAGGGGCCGGUGGCCAAGAUCCAGGCGUCCACCAUGGCCUUCAAGCAGAUGGAGCAGAUCUCGCAGUUCCUGCAGGCAGCCGAGCGCUACGGCAUCGCCGCCACCGACAUCUUCCAGACCGUUGACCUGUGGGAAGGGAAGAACAUGGCGUGCGUGCAGAGGACCCUGAUGAACCUGGGCAGCCUGGCGGUGGCCAAGGGCGACGGGCUCUUCGUGGGAGACCCCAACUGGUUCCCCAAGAAAUCCCAGGAGAACCGGCGCGUCUUCUCCGAGGACAAGCUGAAGGAGGGCCAGAACGUCAUCGGGCUGCAGAUGGGCACCAACCGGGGCGCCUCGCAGGCGGGCAUGACGGGCUACGGCAUGCCCCGCCAGAUCCUCUGAGCCCCCCCCGCCCGCCGCAUCCCCGGCCCCCCCCCCCGCCCAGCCACCGCUGCCCCCCAAGGGCCUCCCAGCGCCGGGGGGGGUCCCCAACCCGCCUCGCCCCCUCCCCGUGGACCAACCGGCUACUGGGGCCGUGCCCCCCACCCGGGGCCGCGGCUCGCCCGCCUGCCAGUAUUUCCAGGACCAAAGUUUCGGUUUUUUAUAAUUAUUAUUUUGCUCCGGGGGGGCAGGGGGAGUGCGGCCGCGCUGGCCCCCUGCCUCCCACCGCUGUGCCUUGGGGGCCGUGCUGGGGAGACCCCCCCCCCCCAGCUCGCUCCAAUAAAUGGCCCCCCUCUUGUUUCCA